AUGGCCAGGGCUGAGGCUGGCACCGGCACUGGACACGCUGUGGGCACCGCCAUUCCUCAGAGGUGGACCCUUGACCCCGCCGGGGACUGGCACUACUGGUGGAUCAGCCUCAUGGUGCUGCCCAUCCUCUACAACUGGGUCGUCCUCAUCCUCAGGUGCUGCUUCCCCGAGGUACAGGAGGCACAUGUGGGGCUGUGGCGGGGCCUGGACGGGCUCAGUGAUGCGCUGUACCUGCUGGACAUUGCCGUGCACCUCCACACAGGUUUUCUGGAGGAUGGGAUCCUGGUGCAGGACAUCAGCCGGACGCGGCGGCGCUACCUGUGCUCCUGGGCCUUCCCCUGGGACGUGGCAGCUGUGCUGCCCACCGAGCUGCUCUGCCUGCUCCCAGGGGUCCCGGGGGUCCCAGGGGUGCCGGCAGCACGUGCCAACCGCUGCCUGCGGGCGCCACGGCUCUUCGAGGCCUUUGACCGGUGUGAGACACGCACGGGGCGGCCCAACACCUUCCGCGUGGAGCUGAUGAUGUACCUGGUGCUGGGCAUCACUGGCACGGCUGCCCUCUACUUCGCGCUGUCGCGCGGCUGGGGCUGGGGCGCCGACCCCUGGGUGUGCCCUGCCUUCGCGCGAGCACCUCUGCGCCGAUACCUGCACAGUUUCUACUUCUCCACGCUGGUCCUGGCCAUGGUGGGCACACGCCGGUGCCCGCAGCGCGAGGAGGAGUUCCUCUUCACCAUUGGUUUCCUGCUGGCUGUGCUGGGCUGCACCAUCACCGGCAGCAUCAGCGCCGUCAUCGCCAACCUCAGCGCGGCCGACGCCGCCUUCUACCCCAACGCGGGGCCGGUGCGGCGGUACCUGCGGGCGCGGGGCGUGGGCGGGCGGCUGGCGAGGCGCGUGGCGCGCUGGCACCAGCACCUGCGCAUGCAGCGCAAGCUGCCGGCGGAGCGGGCGGUGCUGCAGCACCUGCCGCGGGGGCUGCGGGCCGAGGUGGCGGCCAGCGUGCACCUGCCGGCCCUGCGGCGCGUGGGGCUGUUCCACGGCUGGGGGUACGAGGUGCUGCGCCAGCUGGUGCUGCGCCUGCGCCCGCAGGUCUUCGGCCCCGGCGAGUUCGUGUGCCGGCGCGGCGACGUGGGCCGUGAGAUGUACUUCGUCCGCGAGGGCCGGCUGGCCGUGGUGGCCGAGGACGGCGUCACGCAGCUGGCCGUGCUGGGCGAGGGGCUCUACUUCGGGGAGAUCAGCCUCAUCAACAUCAAGGGGAACACAGCGGGGAACAGGCGCACGGCCAACAUCCUGAGCAUCGGCUACUCGGACCUGUUCUGCCUGGGCAAGGAGGACCUGGCCGAGGUGCUGGCCGAGUUCCCCCACGCCCGCGCCGCCAUGGAGGCCAAGGGCCGGGAGCUGCUGCUGGGCAUGGGUCGGCUGGACACGGGCGCUGAGGCAGCAGCGGCGGCAGCCGAGGCCGAGGCUGAGCAGCGGCUGCAGGGGCUGGAGGUGGCCCUGGAGGGGCUGCAGACACGGGCGGCUCGGCUGCUGGCACAGCUGGAGGCCAGUGCCCUGCGCAUGGCCCUGCGCAUCCAGCGCCUCGAGGGGCAGCUGCACCUGAGGCAGCAGCAGGACGAGGCAGCGGGGAUGGCUGGGGCAGCAGGAAUGGCCACACUGCAGUGGCCAGCCAGGACACGGGGUCCUGCUGUAGGACAGGAGCCCCCCAGGGCACGAGACAAGUGCAGGAAAUCCCCGGGGCUCGGGGUCCUGCGAGGGGUCGGGGUGCGGGGGGACCAGUCCCGCGGCACUGAGGGGUCACCUGGGGGGGCCACAGCAGCGAGACACCGACAGCUGCUGCCGCUGCGGAACGGGGACCGGGACGAGGAAGGGGCCGGGAAGAGAACGGGUCGAGGUCGGGGAGCGGUGGGAUCUGGGCUGGGAACGAGCCGAUACCGGAGUCGGAAGCAGCUCGGGACCCCCAGCCCGCCGGGCCGUCCCGGGGUCACUCGCGGGGACACGGUGACAGUCCCACGGUGA
Molecule: messenger RNA, 2013 nt
Organism: Chiroxiphia lanceolata (lance-tailed manakin)
Lineage: Eukaryota; Metazoa; Chordata; Aves; Passeriformes; Pipridae
Gene: CNGA4
Product: cyclic nucleotide gated channel subunit alpha 4
Biological process (GO): monoatomic cation transmembrane transport
Cellular component (GO): intracellular cyclic nucleotide activated cation channel complex; plasma membrane
Molecular function (GO): cGMP binding; intracellularly cGMP-activated cation channel activity; intracellularly cAMP-activated cation channel activity
Source: RefSeq, a predicted model, not a curated record